Scomber japonicus (chub mackerel) is the source of this 9805-nucleotide messenger RNA. It is a transcript of the gene ep400, whose product is annotated as E1A binding protein p400. NCBI's taxonomy places the organism in Eukaryota, Metazoa, Chordata, Actinopteri, Scombriformes, Scombridae. The transcript has 51 exons. Gene Ontology annotation, molecular function: ATP binding; ATP-dependent chromatin remodeler activity. The coding region runs from base 23 to 9025 and encodes 3000 amino acids. The record is from RefSeq and is a predicted model, not a curated record.
GACAUAGUAACAGUGUCACGCAAUGCACCAUGGAAGUGGAUCACAGAAUAUGCAACGACAACUCCAGAGAUCCAAGUCUGUCAGUGGGUCUGAAGCUGAGGAGCAGCAGCAGCCCACUAUGGCAGUUACACAGCAGCAAGCUACAGUUAACCACCCUCAAUCACCUGUGACCACAUUUACUUCUGCCGCCAGCCCUUCAGCCCCCCAGUCACCCAAUUAUCAGAUAAUCAUGAGUCGCAGCCCAGUCACUGGCCAGAAUAUGAACAUCACUUUACAAAAUGUGGGACAGAUGGUGACUGGCAACCAGCAGAUCACCCUAACCCCAGUCCCUAUACAGAACCCAGCAUCCCCUGGCUUCCAGCAUACUACACCUCAGUGGAGGUUUGAGCAUGCUCCAUCUUCCUACAUCCAAGUCACCUCACCUGUGCCCCAACCCAUGCAGCCCCAAAGUCCCACACAGCACAGUCCGGUCCCUCUGCAAGGUGUCACAAGACCAGGAGCCCCUGCGACAGCAUUGGGUGUCUGUGGCCAGAGUCCAACACGAUUUGUUGAAGCUGGAAUGUUAGUGCGGCAAAUCAGUUUAAGCAGUCCAUCAGGAAGUGGCCAUUUUGUUUACCAGGAUGGGACAGGCCUGGCCCAGAUUGCCCCCGCCACACCUGGUCAGGUACAGCUGGCUUCUCCAGGAGCACCAGGCUCUGUGAGGGAACGGCGGCUGUCUCAGCCUCACUCACAGACUGGAGGCACCAUUCACCACCUCGGACCUCAAAGUCCUGUGGCCACCGGGAAUGCUCUUCCCACUCUGGGCAGCCCCGGUCACAUCACCACUUCCAACCUACCUCCACAGAUCAGCAGUAUCAUUCAAGGACAGCUUGCACGCCCUAUGAUAUUUGAGAAGACGUCACAGGGUGUGGUUGCUGGAGUAGGAACCACAGCCACAGCAUCCUUUAGUAUACCCUCCUCCAUUCCACCGUCUAGUCCAUCUCUCACCAGUUCAUCACAAGGGACCCCAAAUAAUCCUCUUGCACCCACCAGCAUGAUAGUAGGAGCUAUGAAAAAACAGGCUCCCAAGAAGUUAGAGGAAAUUGCUCCUUCCACUCCAGAGAUAGCUCUACUAAGGAAACAGUGCUUGGAGCACCAUACCAAGAAGAUGGAGAGCCUGAAGGAGGUGUUCAAAGAAUAUCUGAUAGAGCUGUUCUUUCUCCAGCACCUGCAAGGGAACAUGAUGGACUAUCUAGCCUUCAAGAAGAAACCCUGUGUUCCUUUGUACACUUACUUAAGACAGAACGACUUGGACAUUGAAGAUGAAGAGGAAGAAGAAGAACAGUCCGAGGUCAUUAAUGAUGAGGUAAAGGUUGUCACUGGAAAGGAUGGUCAAGCUGUGACACCAGUUGCCAUAGCAACACAGCUUCCUCCCAAUGUUUCUGCAGCUUUCUCUACCCAGCAGCAGUUUCCGGGACACCAAGGGGCUGCUGCUGGCACCAUUGCAAAUCCCGGAGACAUGGAUGCCUUUAAGAGGCAACAGGCUAUGGUGCAAGCAGGCGGGAUGCCGCCUACUCCCCAAGCGGUCCAGAUUGCAGGACAGAAGCAGAACCAGCAACAAUACGACCCAUCCAAAGGACCUCCAGUUCAGAAUGCAGCCAGCCUGCACACUCCUCCUCCUCAACUGCCUGGCAGAUUGCCCCAAGGUGCUCUCCCCAUGGCAGGGCUGCCCAUGGCACUUUCUCAGCAGGCUCAGUUGGUGGAGAGUACAGUCCAGCCAGGGGGUCAACUCCAGAUGAAGGUGCAAACAGGCGGUCCUGUCCUGGCCACAGUAAAUCCCCACACACAGCUCCAGGCCCAACUCCAGCAGCAGAUGCAGCCAGGUCUUCAUCUCCAGUUGCAGCCCCAGCAGCAACAAUCCCAGGCCGUUCUACAGUCAGGACAAGCGACGGUGGCCCUUGCUCGCCCGGGGGCAGAGUCAAACCAGCCAGCCCAGAGGCUCAUGACCAACUCGGUAUCCUUGACCUCCAUGUCUCCUGCUCCCCUCUCUGCUCCCAACUCUGUUCCAACCCCGCACAUGACAAGUCCUCUCCGCCCUCUUGGCUCCAACAUAAACCCAAGCACUCAGUCCAAACUGACUGGAACCAAUGGUGUCUCUGCAGUCAAAAUUGGUGGGUUUGGUCAAAGUGCCACCAUGCAGUCCACACAGGAGGGUUCUCAAGAUAAGCAAGUUGAGCAAGCCAAACUGGAGAGUCAAGUGCAUCAACGCAUUUCUGAGCUGAGAAAGGAGGGUCAGUGGUCAGCCAGUAGGCUCCCCAAGCUUGUGGAAGCCUCACGCCCAAAGUCUCACUGGGACUACUUGCUGGAGGAGAUGCAGUGGAUGGCAGCUGACUUUGCCCAGGAGAGGAGGUGGAAAGAGGCCGCUGCCAAGAAGCUUGUGCGAACAUGUGCCCGUUACCAUCAAGAGCAAAAGAAAAAUGAAGAGAGGUCAAAGAAAGAAAAGGAAAUUCAUCUUCGUCACAUUGCCAGCACAAUUGCCAGAGAGGUCGAAUUCUUUUGGUCCAAUAUUGAACAGGUUGUGGAAAUUAAACUUCAUUUUGAAAUUUAUGAAAAGAGGCUCAAAGCCCUCAGCUUACAAAAAGCCUCAGCCAAAGUACUUGGCCAGUCAACAGGAGAGAAGGCUGACAAAGAGGAAGUGGCUACUUCAUCUAGGAAAAGAAAAUCAAGUUCAUCUUUGGUUGAUAAUGAUGUCCUAGAUGAAGAAAGCACCAUAGAGGAACAAGAGGCCAUGGAAGGGGUAGCGGACCACAAAGCAGAGUUGGUUGACCUUGCCAAAAAUGCUGAGAUGCCUCUGGAUGCUUUGAUGAAGCAAUAUGCUGGCGCCUACGUUGACACCUUUGAGUGGCCUCAGCCUAGUCCUCAUAGUGAUGAGAAUGACAUGGAAGAGACUGAAGGGAUGGAUUGUCCUGUGAGCAGUCCACCUGAGGCAGUGCUGAUUGACUCCCUGCUCAGUGUGGACCAGUACCGUGCUGCUGACAAGGCUUCUACCAGUGACUCUGAUGGGAACCCUGCCAGAGACAUCGCUGAGGUGGCUGCUGCCACAGAGCUCAUCCUGCCCAAGGGCAGCUUCAGGACCACUUCUUCAACCCGCAGCCCAGCUCCCUUUCUACUGCAUGGCUCACUGCGAGAAUAUCAGCAAAUUGGUGUGGACUGGUUGGUUAAUCUACACAAGAAGCACCUCAAUGGUAUCCUAGCCGAUGAGACGGGCCUUGGAAAGACCGUUCAGACUGUGGCUUACAUGGCCCAUUUAGCUGGCCAAGAGGGUAUCUGGGGACCUCAUCUUAUUGUGGUCAGGACCUGCAAGUUGUUAAAUUGGGAAGUGGAGUUCAAGCGCUGGUGUCCUGGCCUCAAGAUCCUCCUGUACCUGGGCAAUAAAAAGGAGCGCAGAUCUCAGAGAAUGUGGUGGGGAGAAGCCAACAGCUUCCAUGUCUGUGUGACAUCCUACAAGCUGUUGAUGAAGGACCAGAGCCAUUUCCUGAGGCGAAGGUGGAGGCACCUGGUCCUAGACGAAGUGCAGCUCAUCAAAAACAUGACUGAAAAACACUGGGAAACAGUCUUUGCUCUUAAAAGUGAGCAGAGGAUCCUCCUCAUCAACACUCCUCUACAGAACACCCUAAAAGAGCUGUGGACCAUGAUCCACUUCCUUAUGCCAGGAAUCACCAGGCCCUACUCUGACUUCCCUGUUAAGGCAGGCACAGACCAGAACCAGGACUACUGCCACAAACUGGUCAUCCGGCUACACAGGAUGAUCCAGCCUUUCAUUCUGAGGCGCUCCAAAAGGGAUGUGGAGAAACAACUGCCCAAGAAAUAUGAGCACAUCCUAAAGUGCCGCCUCUCCAGCAGACAGAAGAGCCUUUAUGAGGAUAUCCUAACUCAACCAGGAGCCCAGGAGGCGCUGAAGACGGGUCAUUUUGUCAGCGUGCUUCAGGUCUUGAUGCAGUUACAGCGAGUGUGUAACCACCCUGAUCUGGUGUCACCCAGAGAGACAAGCAGCUCCUACUUCUCUUCUUCUCUGCAAUACAACAUCCCAUCACUGGUGCUGGGAGCUCUUCAGAAUGAGCCAAGCAAGAUCGCAAACAUGUCCAUAUUUGAUCUAAUCAAUAAUGAGAAUAGACUAACUCGGUAUCAGACUGAAGAGGCUGUACCAAAACUAAAGGUCACACAGCAGCUCAUAGAGGAGAUCUACACUGGUCCAGAUCCACAGCCACGACCCAAGCCAUGCCCGAUAAAACCCAUGAGAUUGUUCCAACCAGUGCAAUAUGGGACAAAGCCAGAAGGUCGCCUCAGUGCCAUCCCAAGUGCAGCAGGCCCUCGUCCUCCAACAAGCUCUCCUGCUACGAGCACCACUGUUUCCACCACCAGCCAGUCAUCCCAGAGCAGGGGCAAGUCCCCCGUCACCACUGCAACUACUACAGCCACCUCUCACGGUGGAGAUGUGGUGAAGAUUGCUCAGCUGGCCAACAUAGCGGGUAGUCAGAAUCGUAUCUCCCAGCCAGAAACUCCUGUCACUCUGCAAUUUCAGGGCAACAAGUUCACUUUGUCGCCCAGCCAGCUUCGCCAGCUGACCACCGGACAGCCCUUGCAGCUCCAAGGUACACUCGGCAACAUCCUGCAGAUUGUAUCAGCUCCAGGGCAGCAGAUCAUCAGGCCCCAGGGAUCCAUGGUAAUGCAAACAAUGCCACAAGCUGUUCCUGCCUCCAACGCCUCAGCUACACCUGGCACACCUCAUCCUGCUCUGUCAACAGCCCAACAAGCACCAGGUGUGACAACAAAUGCCACAGCAGCCCCCACCAAGCUCACUACUGCAGCUCAAGCUGGUUCACAGGAGUCUUCAGAAGAAAAGACUCAGCAGAUGAAGCAGCGUUUGAGCCGCCUCUUUGAAGCAAAUGAGCGACGUUGUAGCCGCAGAGUGUUGUAUGGGUCAGACCUGCUGCAGGCAUGCACUGUGAGCACAGAGCCUGGUCACUCUGCCCUGACUGCUGGAGGCUGGAGGUGGGUGGGUAGAGAGAGCUGCCUCAGGGCCCAGAGAACCUGUGUUGCAACCACGUCUACUCUUCAGUCCACUCUGCUCUCUGUUGAGGAUCGACUCGAGGCUGCCAGCAGCCUGAUCAAGAGGCUCGUAUGUGUGGUGCCUGCAGCUGUAGCCCCGCCUUCUCAGCUUUAUGCAGCCAAUCCCCCAGUUCCCUACAGCCUCGCACAGAAGUCUCUUCAGCGUCGACUUCAGGAGGCCUCCACUCCCCACAGCGCUGACAUCCACCACUUAGUGUCCAGACGUCUCUUCCAUUUUCCUGACAUGCAGCUAAUGCAGAUGGACUCAGGUAAACUGGAAGCUCUUGCUAUCCUGUUGCAGAAGCUUAGGUCAGAGAGCCGCCGUGUCCUCAUCUUUACUCAGAUGGUGAAAAUGUUAGACAUCCUGGAGGCCUUCCUAGAUUACAGGCAGCUCACUUACGUGCGGGUGGAUGAAAGCCUCACUCCUGAUGAACGACAGGACAACAUGAAGAGGUUCAACAGGAACAGGCAGGUGUUCUGCAGCAUCCUGACCAACCACUGCUGCGCAACAGUUGGAACUGUCUUUGAUGCAGACACCAUCAUCUUCUAUGACACAGACCUAAAUCCCAGCAUGGACGCCCGCACUCAGGAGUGGUGUGACAAAAUCGGACGCUCCAAAGAUAUACACAUUUACAGGUUGGAGAGUGGUAACUCCAUUGAAGAGAAGCUACUGAAGAAUGGCACCAAGGACCUAAUCAGAGAGGUGGCUGCCCAGGGCACUGACUACACUCUGGCUUUCCUCACACAACGGACAAUCCAGGAUCUGUUUGAGGUGGAGGCAGGCUCAGGGGAGAAGGUGGAGGAGUUUGUGGUUCUUCACCAGGAGCCAUCAGCCUCUGAGGCCAUCUCUCCCAGAGUGGCCAGACCCUACAUCCAGGCCCUCCACAGCAUAAACCUGGACGGUCUGCCAGAGGUGGAUGAGCAGCAGCCAGGGGAGGUGGAGUCAAAAGGCAACGAGUCAGUAAAGGACGAACAGGAGUCACAGAGCCAGGAUAAAGAAGACCCUGCUCAGAUAGAGGAGCUGAAUGCAGUCAUGGAACAGCUCACACCGAUUGAAAGGUAUGCCCUGCAUUACCUGGAGUACCUUCACAUCAGUGACGAAGAAAGUGUUCUCAAGGAGAGAUUGGAGUGCUCUAAGAGAGGCUGGGAGCUACAGCAGCUGCAGAAGCUGAAAGAGGAGGUAGAGGAGCGGCAGGUCAUGGAGGGAAAUGACGAUCUCUUCACCUACACCAGAGAGGAUGCUUAUAACAUGGAGUAUGUAUUUGAUGCAGAGGACGGCCAUACAGAAAUCAUGCCGAUUUGGACUCCACCCACACCACCACAGGAUGACAAUGACAUUUACAUCGACUCUGUAAUGUGUCUAAUGUAUGACACCGCACCAAUGCCAGAGUCCAAGCUACCUCCCAUCUACAUCCGCAAGGAGCACAAGAGACUCAAGAUGGAUCCCUCAGCAGCAGCCAGGAAGAAGAAGAAGGGCCACGGUGAAACGGUCAUUCCUCCACGCUCCCUUUUCGAAAAGGCCAGCAUGCUGAAAGUUCGCCGCGAGGGAAAGGACCAGAAAAAGAAUUUCUCCCUCAAGCAGCAGGCACCGUUUGCCAAGCCCCUGCCCUCGCUGGUUAAACCUGCCAUGGAAGCCGGCCAGGACAACCCAGAGUGGCUUAUUAGUGAGGACUGGGCUCUGCUUCAGGCUGUAAAACAGCUGCUGGAGCUGCCUCUGAACCUGACAAUCGUGUCUCCUGCCCACACUCCUAACUGGGAUCUGGUGAGCGAUGUGGUGAACUCCUGCAGCCGCAUAUACCGCUCGCCCAAACAGUGUCGUAACCGGUAUGAGAAUGUCAUCAUUCCCAGAGAAGAGGGCAAGUUGGUGUAUGAGGCAAACCCCAAGAAGAAAACCAAGAGCAUAUACAAGUCUAAGAACAGCCGUCCUCUGAGGACAUGUCAGAUCUACACACAGGAUGACAAUGCCACUCACAUUCAGCUCUACAACAGCCGCUUUGAACUAAUGAAGAUCGUUGCCAGCAAGAGGAGCCCACCAAUAAAACCGCUGCUUGGCAUGAACCCAUUCCAGAAGAAUCCCAAACAUGCCUCUGUCUUGGCAGAAAGUGGGAUCAGCUACGACAAGCCCCUACCUCCCAUUCAGGUGGCAUCUCAACGUGCUGAGAGGAUUGCCAAGGAGAAAAAGGCCCUUGCAGAGCAGCAGAAGGCUCAGCAGUUGGCGCAGCAGCAGCAGGCUCCCCAGGCCCAGGCUUCACCCGGCCAGGCCCAGACUCCUGCUGCUGGCCAGGCUCAGUCUCAGGUCCCACAGGCUGCCGCAGUGACCGGAGCUGCUGCUGUGCCUAAUGCAGCUGUUCUGGCUGGAGCCAUAAAAAAUGCCACUGUGGGCACAACCAUCCAGGCUGCAACUGUAGGGGGGAAUGUGAUUGUGAACACAGUAGCUGGAGUUCCUCCAAGUCCCUUCCAGGCCAACAAACGCCUGGCAUCUCCAGUCAUACCAGGCACCCUGUCUCCUGCUAGUGCCGCUGGAGCUCAGGUGGUCCACGCACAACAAAGGGCAGUUACAGCUGCUGCUACCCCUGCAGAAGUGGUUGCCAUAGCUACAGGGCAGGGUGUUCGAGCAGUUACCCCAGUGACAACACCUGCAGUAGUUUCUACCACUCUGAGCCCAGUGCAGUCACAGACCCGCCCACUUGUCACUCAAGUCACACAAGCUGCAGGUAUGCAGUUGCAACAAGGAAAGCCCCUCACCCCGGCCCACCUGCAGAUGCUCCGGCAACAACAGCUGCAGCAGCAACAGCAGGCUGCCUCCCCACAGAUCAAAACUGUAGGCAAACCCCAGGAAUUGUUAAAGAUGCACAAGCAUAAGUUGCAGCUUCAGCAGCAGCAGCAGGUAGCUGCAGCAGUGGCAGCAGCCCAGGGUCAACAGGCUGCAGGGGCCCAGCAGGCUACCCAGGUGCAGCCUUCACAGGCUGCUCAAGCCAAUCCCCAGCUAGCAGCUGUGGCAGCACCCAGACCUGGAGCUGUGCUGACCGGUACUACGGUGGCCAACUUGCAGGUGGCCAGACUGACUCGUGUGCCCACUCAGGGCCAGAUUCAGGCUCAGGCAGGACAGACGGCCCAAGUGACCCUCACCAAGCCUCCUGUGGUCUCUGUGCCUGCUGUGGUCUCAUCUGCUGGUGUCACCACACUGCCAGUCACAGUCGCAGGGAUUAGUGUGGCUAUUGGCCAGGCCCAGAAAACAGGUGGUCCUGUGCUGACACAGUCCAUCCCCCCGAUGCAGGUCCAGCAGCUGCUUCAGAUGAAAAAGCAGCAGCAAGCAGCAGCUGCAGCCCAGCAGAAAGCAGGGCAGACACAAGGACAAGCCACCGUACAGCAGAAGAUUGGCACUCAGCAGGUAACAGUGCAGGCAGCCCAGCUUACCCAGCAGUCACAGCAAAAGGUGACCUAUGCUGCCACCACCCAGCUUCAACCAGGGAUCAAGACCCAGUUCUUUACUACAUCCAUCGCCCAGCCUCAGAAAACCACUGGAGCUCAACAAAUCCAGGUGGCUAAGCUUCCACAAAUAGUGCAGCAGCAGUCCACUGUGGCCAAUAUUCAACAAAUCGUGUCUUCUCCUCAGCAGAUCCAGGCUCAGCCUCAGACUGUGGCCCUGACCCAGGCCACGUCGGCUCCUGCUCAGGUGCAGAUGAUUUCCGCCGGCACAGCGACAGCCCAGGUAGUCCAGCAGAAGAUCCUCCAGCAGCAGGUGGUGACUGCAGCUGCCUCACCCCAGAUCCAGACGCCUCCUCCCCACAGCCCCGCCCAGCAGACGGCAGCGCCCUCCACUGCAGAUUCCCCAGCGCAGCAGCCCGCUCAAGCCCAGCAGCCCACCAAGGGCCAAGCUCGACAGGGUAGCAUUAGAGCCAAAACUCCCGCCAAGCCCAGCGGGGGCGGCAGCUAGGAGACAUGAUACAGAAUGUACCCGGUUUUCCUGCAGUACAGAUAUGACAGCACUGACGUUGUACUGAAGUGUUCUUCUGAAUGUCACUGCAGCUAACGGCAGAGACAGAAGACCCGACACGUCCUCAAACACACCAAACCUUUACCUCAUCCCAACCAUCUCUAAUCUUAACGUGAACGUAACACAAGGCCAGUUCAGCUCUGUUUCAGCAGACGGGUCACGUCUGCCCAUGAUUCUGCUUUACUGAAAGGAAACAACAUUGUUACUUAUAUUCUUUAUUCAUUUGUUGAAAUGAGGAAUGUUCCUUGAAAAUUACCACAACUUAUAAAAAAAAAAAAAAAAUUCCCCAUCAACUGCUGACCAUCCGUCAUCCGUUCAGAGAGACAUGAAUCACACCUACAAAGUGAUGAUUACAAAAUGACUCGACUGAUAUGCGAGGCAGAGACUUGUUUGUAAUUCUGAGUUGGGGAAUGAGCUGUCAUUAGAAUAAGUGUAUUGAUAAAUAGUCCCUUUUAUGUCUAAUUCCCUUGUUGUCUAUAGAUACUGAAUGGAGAAUAAUGCACGUUCCUUUAGUCAUUUGUUUUUUAUUGCAGCAAAUACACUGUAAACAUGUACUUUAGUAUUUUGUGUUUUCUCAUAAAUUGUCUUUUUUUAUUGAUGUCAAAGAAAAAAAAACUGUAAAUACAAUGAAAAACAUUUGUACUUGUAAAGUAGUUGUGUUUUCAUUGGGUUUUUUCAGCCUAAUUGUAAUAAAGUGUUUUGUUUUUAUACACAAAUUCA